Messenger RNA from Belonocnema kinseyi, 1462 nucleotides. RefSeq names its product probable inactive peptidyl-prolyl cis-trans isomerase-like 6. The transcript has 10 exons. The record is from RefSeq and is a predicted model, not a curated record. Gene Ontology annotation, biological process: protein peptidyl-prolyl isomerization. Bases 95 to 1462 code for a protein of 455 amino acids. Gene Ontology annotation, molecular function: peptidyl-prolyl cis-trans isomerase activity. NCBI's taxonomy places the organism in Eukaryota, Metazoa, Arthropoda, Insecta, Hymenoptera, Cynipidae.
UAUAACUACAAUUGCUUUUCAAAAAGCUCGAUUAUUUGCUUUAAAGCUUCAUCAUCAUGUGAAUUUUAAAUUCUCGCAACCUGAAAUUGUCGAAAUGUUUCAGUUUGAUUGGCACGAAUAUUUCUACAAAUUGCAACGUAAAAUAGGAGGAAGAACGUGGAUUUUAAAAAGGCAUGUAGCAGUUUUUCUUGAUGACAAAUUUAUUGGAAGUGAUGUCGAUUUCUAUCGCAUUAUUUCAGACACCUAUUCAAUUAAUUUGCCAACAAAUACAGGGUACUACCAGAACUUGUCAUCACACAAUUACAGACGAUUUUGUGAAAAAAUGAAUAGGACUUUUGUUUAUCUUACAUUCAGCAGUGAUGGAAAUACUAUCGGUUCUCUUUUAUUUAUGUUAUAUUCGGAUUUUCUACCACGAACCUGUGAAUAUUUUAUGAGUUUUUGCAAUGGAAAAAAUUGGAUUGACGGCACAAAUUUGAGUUACAAAAAGCAAAAUGUUCAUCGAAUUGUGAAAAAUGGAUGGAUCCAAUCUGGAGAUAUUAAAAUUAACGACCUUGAAAGUGAAUUUAUAAGCGAAUUAACUAUACCUGAAGAGUCUUUCUGUAUUUCUCACAACAGGAGAGGAGUAAUUUCCUUAUCAAAUGCUGGAAAAAAUUUAAAUGGACCACAAUUUAUUAUUAGUUUGAAACCUAACUCUUGGAUGGAUUAUUAUUAUGUUGCUUUUGGGCAAUUAGUAGAUGGAGUUAAAACAUUAAAAUUAAUAGAAGAAAUUCCCACUGUCCGAGAAAAGCCUUUAAAAAAUAUCAAAAUUCUUGAUUGUGGAGAAUAUUCUUUCAAGGAAGAACCUAGAAUUUCUGAGGAUGAAGACGCAUUUUUGGACUACAAAUCACAAAACGGUGAAAAUGAAACUUCUGAACCUUCCAUUUCUGUUUUUAAUAAAUUUCCAGAUAUUCAACCCUGGCUUUAUAAUAUUUCUGAUAAAUUAGAUUUGAGAGAUGUUCCUUCAAUUUUAAUGGCUGAAAAAUAUCUGAAGGGCCUUUAUUGUCUCUCCUCAGAUUUUCUUCCAGGAAUGGAUAUGAAUCUUCUAAACCGAGACUGUUUGCAAAAAGAAACGUUGGAAUCAGAAACAACUUCUAUCGCAGAUCAGGAUACGAAAGAGCAAAUUCAAAAUAUUUGCAGAAAAAUUAUAAAUUGUACACUAGAAAAUUUUUGCAAGAAGGGAUUUUCAGAAACUAUUAUUGAUCAAAAUCAAAUAGUUCAGUGGAUUUUGGAUAUUGCUCAAGAAAUGAUCAACGGUGUAAUCGAAAAGACAGCGAAUUCAGAUCUUGACGAUAAUUUGAAAACAAGUGGACUCGUAGAAAACGAAAUUACAGAAAAAAUUAUUUCGCUCAUCGAGGAAGUUUUAAAAUCUGCAGCUUCAUUGGUCGUGGAAACUUUAAAUGGAGAAGAAUCCAAAGACGCAUAA